GAGGGGAGGGCAGGCAAAAGGGGUUGCGAGACAACCUUAGCCACGCCUCUCAUCUCCUCGCCUCCUCCCCCAGUAACUUCUCGGCGACGAUCGUUGGCGACUGCCCGAGUGUAGAAAAUCUCUCCUACGUUUGGUACCAUCGCGCAGAGCGAGAGACAAGGCCCUUGUUCAUUGCCGAUUCCUUUUCGAUGGUGAAUGCAUGAAAUGCUCUGUUGUGCGCGCGCCACGAAGUAUCACUCCCCAUCGGUGGACAAAGUUUUUAUCUGUUCCGCAGAUCUGUGCUCACGCACGUUUAUAGCGUAGUGAUAAGGAAUUUAUUGUUCUUCAGCAAGGAUCUGAAAAGGAAGGCAUUGUGGACACAUUGGUAAAAGACGCCCUGUGUCUGCCGCAGAAUGUGAAGUAUUGUGGUGGUGGUGAUUUCGUUGACAUUUAUGACUGUUAAUAUGGUGUCAUGUUCUGAAAGCGGUGAAGAAAUAAGUAUUAUUUGGUGAGACAGUUGUUAAGUUAUCCUCUUUGUUAAGUGUAUCCAUUUUUCCCAAGGUGGCGAUAUAAUUUUUUUUUUUUCUGUGAUUUAAUGGUGCGAUCAAGAAUGUCGAAUAAUGAAUGCUUGCUUCAUGCGUCUUUAAUGAUUCCGUUACUGAAUUGCUGAUCUAAUAGACUUGUAAAUAUUUCGCAUCAGAUAGCAAAACUUUUCAUUACCUGGAUAUUAUAUUCCAGAGAUGAUAUUACGAAUUUUUACUUCGUGAAUCUUCUGUUUCUUUUGAGUUUAAUCGCCUAUUUCGGAAUAAAUUAAAUUUAUUAUUCUGAAACGGAAAAAUUGCACUUUGAAACUCUAUGAAAAUGAUUCUCUUAAUGCUAUAUCACUACGCAGCAGAUGAUUUAAAUUAACUGCUUUAUAAGCGGUGCUAGUAAAAAGAGAAAAAAACCAAAAGACAUUGAUAACAUUUUAGAAUUUCUUCAAGGAAAAUUUCAAGAUAAGCAAUAUAUCCUCUGUAUCCGAAAAAUCGAAUUGACUGAUUUACUUGUAAAGCUUAAUUGGAAAUAAUUAUUCGGAAACUCCGCGAUAUAAUUGCAAUCUAGUCUCAUAUAGUGGCAAAUAUGCAAAUAAUCUAUGCAACUGCUGAAAGUCUGACAUAGCAAGUUUUAUUCUGCAAAACUGAUUCUUCUGGUAAGAAAGAUUUUAUAAUGAACAAUCAGACAUGUACCUGUGAUUAAUCCAAAGUUUGUUGAGAACUGAUUAAUCUGGUUAUUUAAAUCGACAUCUUAUGAUGGAUCGUGACGACUGCAAACACGAAUACGACGACGAUUUGGAUGCCGCCUCUUCCAGUGGGGGUUCUCCGGGAACCUGCGACGGUCUUUCUCCCGACGGUGGCCAUGGAGGCAUGGCCGAUGCUCUGGACGCUAAUCCCCGCAUCCAGGCCGCGGUGUCCAAAGUUCUACAGAGUUAUGACUGGUCUUUGGUGGCGAAGACAUCGCGCCAGGGCGGUAGCGAUAAGAGAAAGCCCCAUGUGAAGCGCCCCAUGAAUGCUUUCAUGGUGUGGGCUCAGGCAGCACGCCGUAAGCUCGCUGACCAGUAUCCCCACUUGCACAACGCUGAGCUCAGCAAGACUCUUGGAAAACUCUGGAGGGUCUUGGGUGACGACGAAAAGAAACCUUUCAUUGAAGAAGCCGAACGACUUCGAUGCAAGCACAAGAAAGACUAUCCCGACUACAAAUACCAACCUAGGCGCAGGAAACCUCCGAAGAGUUCCUCGGCAUUCAUGACACAGAAUUCCGACAUCAAUAAAACGACGUCGUCCGAGCACUUGACCGCAACGGCACCGGAACCUUGCCAACCGGACGGCUUGCACGACACCUCCAAGCACUACACUGGGGCUUUAUACGGGGCCGGGAGAACGUCUGGUACGCCCCCUACGCCACCAACAACACCCCAGCAUGGUGUGGGAGGUACGAGGUUUUCGUCGCAACAGCACUUGAGGGAGGAACAGCAACAUCAUAUUGGUCACAGUAUCACGGAGCUGUCCAGCAGAGGUCAUGAGCACAACAGCAACUUAUCCUCCCCUGCAUCGGUGGGUGCCACUUCGACGCCUGUCAUCACUACAUCAUCGGUUUCUCGAAAUGGUCCAUGCAAGUAUGCUACCACUACAGUCCUAGAAGCCACAGCUUCUUCUUCCUCGCCAAAUGGUCCACAUCUGGGGCCCCCACCUCCUACUGCGGACCCUUAUAUGCAUUUUGGACUCGCGCCACCUGGCGGUCCACACCAUCAGUACGCCCACCAUCUGCAACCUCCAGGUCCACCAGGACCUCCGUCCUGGAAUCGUUUUACAGAACAAUUUUCUCAAAGAGUCGGUUGCCUAUCUUCAGGGGGGCCUCGAGAUCACCACCAUUUGUCUGGUAAUGAGCACCCACUGCUGGGAGACUUGGAUAAGACUUCUGGAGCUGUUGUUAGUACAACAGGUGGUACCGGUCAAUUGCCACAGCACCAUCAGUCCACCUUAGAUCUGUACCGUGGUAAUUAUGGUGCUCCUGAGUUUCACCACAGUAACCGAAGGGUGCCCCCGCAUCAAUCUGCUUCUUUCCUGGACAGUGCGAGUGAAGGAGGUUUUGGACACUGUGGUCCAACGAAGACUUUUGGUCCAGCAGCUGGACUUUUGGGUAUGCAAAGCUGUCCUGUGUUUGGACACAUGGUCCCGGUAUCAUCGACACAAGAUCAGAGCAUGUUCUCAUCCGGGACGGACGGUAGGGUGAUGUCAGAAUCGGCAACGGGUUCAUGCGCUUACAAUCCUGGACAUUCUCUUGGGCACUUUCUGCAACCGAAGUAAUGCCCGAUAUGUGAUGUGCAGAAGGAAACGACAACACAAGGGCUUUAACGCGUUAUUUUUCAUCGCGUCUUAUCCCUGCUACUUUUUUAUAUUAUGGUUUUGUUUCUAUUGCGUGUAAUGAUAAAAAUGUCCUGUUGCUUUUAAUGAGUACAUAAAUGUGCUUUGUUACGGAGAUAUGAAGUAAAGUCAUACCUGAACACGCUUGUGUACUUA
Stegodyphus dumicola is the source of this 3035-nucleotide messenger RNA. RefSeq lists its product as uncharacterized. Gene Ontology annotation, biological process: regulation of transcription by RNA polymerase II. The record is from RefSeq and is a predicted model, not a curated record. NCBI's taxonomy places the organism in Eukaryota, Metazoa, Arthropoda, Arachnida, Araneae, Eresidae. Gene Ontology annotation, cellular component: nucleus. Gene Ontology annotation, molecular function: RNA polymerase II cis-regulatory region sequence-specific DNA binding; DNA-binding transcription factor activity, RNA polymerase II-specific.